CACUAUAUCUGGUCUUCCACAGUACACAGGACAUGGAAAUGCAUUUAUUUUAGUAAAUAUAAACUGCUAAAUAUAUUUUCUCAUCAGCAGUAUAUAGCAGUCUUCUGAGCACAUGUCCAGAGGAAUUUUCAUUCUCCUCUCACUGCCCUAUGAGAUUGCAUAACCUCUGACCCUCUGUCUGGACAGUGCUGAUUGGCCCAGUGCUGAUCACAUGCACUCACAAAAAAAAAGGAAAAAACUAACUAGCAGUACACACCAAACUGAGCAUGUGAAGAUUGUCCCUGAGGCUGUGUUUUAUCAGGAGAUGAAAUGGGGAACGUGGAAGGAGGAGUGGAUCAGAGAAGACAGGAUCAAACAUCCUUUUUACACAAUGCAGAGGAUUAACCCCUUAAGUUCCACAGUGAGUAUAACCAGCAUGCUUUACUGCAUAUACAGACUGAUUUUACCAUCCUGGGUUUAG
Messenger RNA from Staurois parvus, 460 nucleotides. NCBI's taxonomy places the organism in Eukaryota, Metazoa, Chordata, Amphibia, Anura, Ranidae. The record is from the annotation of a GenBank genome assembly.